AUGUUCUGGCGGACUCAUUCUGGCGGGCUUCGCCUGAGCUCCUGGCUGCGUAGUGAACGACCACUCCGAUCUGUGCCUUUGCGAUGGAUUUCUCUCCUCCUUGUCACGCUAGGAGGCGCCCUUAUCUUCUAUCUCCUCCUCCUCCCACAACUUGUCAGAUUGCGCAUUCGUAUCGGCCUGAGCUGGUAUGACCUGGGGGUCGAGGGGUUCGGCCCUGACCAGACAUACCUUUCCUUCGAUGAGGAGUCUCCGAAGAUUGAAGUUUCUCCGCCUGGCGCGCAAUGCGAUCCUCGGUACACAUUCCUGGCGCCCCGAGGCGAUUCAAUCGCCCACCCCGGUCCGAUGAUUCUAGAUUCCGCCGGUGACCUUGUAUGGACCCAAUGGAACUCCGGCACAACUCAGGACUUCAAAGUUCAGCUCUACAAGGGCGAGCAAUACCUCACAUACUGGCAAGGAGACACCGACGAUAAUUAUGGCCGGGGAUCGUGGUACAUGCUUGAUUCGACGUACACCCAGAAGCGUGUGGUGACACCCGUCGGCGUGUACGAUGGCGAUCUGCACGAUUUCCAAAUCACUUCCAAUGACACUGCCCUUCUGAUGAUCUACGACCCCAUCCCGGUAGACCUAAGCCCUUUCGGCGGCCCCAAGCUGGGAUGGAUGUAUGACGGAGUGUUCCAAGAGGUCAACCUGGAAACGGGUGAACUAAUCUUCCAGUGGCGCGCGUCUGAUUUCUAUGGCCCUGCUGAUAGUUAUCAUCCAAUCGGUGAUGCUGGUUAUGGAAGAACUUCGGCAUAUGAUUAUUUGCACAUCAACAGCGUUGACAAGGAUGAUCAAGGCCGCUAUCUGGUUUCCAUGCGCCACAUCCAUACAAUUGCAGGCAUAGACGGCACUACCGGUGAAACGCUCUGGUCUCUGGGUGGAAAACGCAACGACUUCGCCGAUGCGUCUGAGGGAGCUGCCACCGAUUUCUCAUGGCAGCACGAUGCUCGGUGGCGAGGGACUAACCGCAUCAGUCUCUUCAACAACGCGGCCUCAAAUAACGACGACCCUUCUGCGGUCAGCCGAGGCAUGAUGGUUGACUUGGACUUUGAAGACAAACGAGCGACGCUACUGCAGGCAUACGAGCAUCCCCAAGGCAUGAUGGCAGUAUCACAGGGGAACCUGCAGCUACUCGAUACUGGGAACGUGCUCGUGGGCUGGGGCCAUUCUGCGGCUUUCACUGAGUUCUCACCCUCGGGGGAAGUGGUAUGCAACGUGCAUUUCGGUGCCUCUGCCUGGUUUACGUUUGGCCGCGUCGUGUCAUAUCGCGUGUUCAAGUUUGACUGGGUUGGCAAGCCACUCACGGCCCCCGAGGCUGCCACAACGGUAGACAGUGUCUUUGUGAGCUGGAACGGUGCCACAGAGGUAACAUCGUGGCAAGUGGAAGUAUGGGAUCACACAAGCUUGACCAACAUGACCUUCACUCCUGCCGACCGGGUCACGCGCGACGGCUUCGAAACCGAAAUUCCCUUCUCUCCCGAGGUAGACUCGUUUUUCCGCAUACGCGCCAUUGGCACCACUGGAGAAAGCCUGGGUGUGACGGAGGUACUCCAGCGAGUGCCAGAAUCUUCCGAGAAAGGCUCUUCCUUGUGGAAUCCUUGGACUGUUGGGUCUAUUUUACUCGUUGCUCUUGGUUGCCUUGGCUAUGGUUUAUACUUCACAGUCCGUCAUCCAACUUUUGGAAGCUCUGAACAUAGUGGCCCGUAUCGACUUGUCUCGCACAAGGAUGAAGAUGGAGGUGACGAACAUCAGCGUCUACCGCUUUAG
Molecule: messenger RNA, 1806 nt
Organism: Penicillium brevicompactum
Lineage: Eukaryota; Fungi; Ascomycota; Eurotiomycetes; Eurotiales; Aspergillaceae
Product: arylsulfotransferase family protein
Exons: 2
Coding region: 1-1806 (601 amino acids)
Source: RefSeq, a predicted model, not a curated record